Messenger RNA from Aspergillus aculeatinus CBS 121060, 1383 nucleotides. RefSeq lists its product as uncharacterized. The record is from RefSeq and is a predicted model, not a curated record. NCBI's taxonomy places the organism in Eukaryota, Fungi, Ascomycota, Eurotiomycetes, Eurotiales, Aspergillaceae. The transcript is spliced from 3 exons. Bases 1 to 1383 code for a protein of 460 amino acids.
AUGUCUUCCAUAACCUCAAUCGACCCAUCAGCAACAUCUGAGGUCCUGGGCCUCGACCCCCACGCCAUUCUUGCCUUUUUUGCCCGACUCAAGGAUCUCACUCCGUCAGAUGGAUUCAACAUGGUUCAGGCUGUGGCUAUAGAAAGAAACGGGCUAGUGAAUGAACUGACACAUUGGCAAAAGAAUGUUGUGGAUCUUGAGAAAGUUAAUCACGACAAGGAGACAACCAUCCGUGGCAUGUUCGAGACGUUUUCGAACGAGAAACAAUCCCACGAACACACACAGAGACAAGUGAAAGAGCUUGAAAAGACGAUUGAACAGCUCAGGGCGGAGGCGUCAAGGCUGAAAGAUAGUCUGUCCACCGCUAAGGCGCAGGCUAGAGCCCUCGAGGAGGAGAAUUCGAAGCUUCAGCGAUCGAUGAACGACACUCGCACUAGGUUGAUCACAAUUGAAGGCUUUUCUGCAGGACAUAUUGAAGGCGACGAAAAUUCUCUGAUCGAUGGGUUCACUGCUCUCUGGGGAUUCGCCAAGACAGAGCUGCGCCCGCUGCUGAAUAUUGAUCUCUCCACAGAAGCUGUCUCGAACGAUGCACUGUGGGAAAAUCUGAGACGCUGCGAGCUCGUUCAGAAUCAUCAGAUCCCCAUCCCCUGUUCCAAUACCCUGCCAGCGCAACACAUCCGUUUGGCAACCAUUCUCGCUCUUCUCGCGCGGGAGAUUGACAAAUACAUAUUCCAGCCAUGCUAUAUCAUCCCGGAGGAGACGCAUAUCCGUCAGGUUCUUUUUGAGCUUGCCGUGACAGACAGCGCAAAGGAAUCCUUUUGCCGGUCUUUGCUACAGUCCAUCAACACACCAGAUCAGAAAAAGAAUCUCUCGAAGAUGAUUCAGACCGUUGUCAAAAGCGUACUCUCAUACCUGGAGGGGUCAGUCCCAGAGACUCAUCUUGCAUCCAUGCGUACGGCCUUGGAGAGGAUUGUGAGCAGGGCAGCUGAUGUUUGGGACCCGAUACGUCGCGCGAAGCGCAGAUACGAGCUGGAUUUUGACCAACCGGGAGUUGACGAGACGUGGCUUCCAUUCACUGUAGACGAGCCCAAGCAGCCCAAGCCAGAAAUGGGACGGCCGCUCCAGGAGGAACCUGCUCUCACCAUCUUUCCGCGCCUUUCAGUCAUCGAAAAGGGAACCAUCACGACACAUACAGUUGUCAUCCAGCUGAGCAAAUCAUCAUCCAUCUUGCGCGAGGCUUUAAGUGAAAUAUCAAAGACACGGCAAAGUUCUGGUUUGAUCCGACUCAAGGGCAGAAGUUUGCUGAGCAAAUCAUCCAGCUCCAGUAGUCCAACCCAGUCAAAUGGGCAGACUAUCGGUGCCAGGAAGGCAGGCGGAAAAUGA